GUCAAUUUGCGUCGACUGCUCUUGAAAGUUGAAUCUCGAAUUGACGAUUUUUUCAAAAAGUAAAAAUUACACCUUUGUAAUAUUUUCUCGAUACACUUCCUAGUAACAGUGCUUUAAUACUGCCGAUGUUCCUUUUUUAGACUUAAUUAAAUCUUAUUGUUUCACAAACCUGUGAAGAAUGUUUUAUUUAUGGAUUCGCAUAAAAUAUUUUGCAUAAAAAUAUAAAAUCUGUGUGUAUAAUGGCCCCUGGCAAUAAGGAGCGGCACCCUGGACGAACGGGUACCAUACCGAAAACGAAAGUGAGGAACAAUUGCAAUGUACCACAAGAAGCCGUGACUCCAACAAGGCGAGAUAUGGCAUCUAACUUGGUGACGACUUCUCUGGAUUGGGUGCCAGUUUCAGAGUAUAAUACUAGAUCUAAUUGUAACCAGUCAAGAAAACAGACAAAUAACACAUCAGAUCAAGAACUCACUGAUUUAGAUAAUUCAGUUGCAUACGAGAGUGGUUUUGGGAGGUUUGUUCCUGUGAGGCCUCAACCUCGAGCUCUGCCACUGACUGUACAAAAUCGGGAGAACUUAUCAUCAGAUCAACAUGAUGAUGCCGCCUCUACGUCCUCACACACUUUGCAUCCUUAUGCACACCAAAUGCAGAAUGGCCUAAUUCCACAUUCUAAUCAUGCAGCAGCUGCUGUUAUGAUAGUUAAUCCCACAACACCUAAUGCUGUUGCAGGGAAUAUGACUCAACAAUUUAAUGGUCCUAAUCAAAAUAGAAACAAUUUGACGAGGAGUUUGAAUUCAACUCGUAAUACUUUUGAAGGAAAUAACUCUAACAACAAUAAUACUACAAUUGCAAAUUCAAGAUCUGGCACAAAAUCUGUAAAUUUAAUGAACAAUAUGUAUGACCAAGGACAGGGCAGUUUUAACAACAUAAAUGAGAAUAAUCAGGCUCACAGGGAGUCAGCUAGAGCUUUAGGAGAAGCGAUUGUCGCUGCGUGCCCUGAUGCAGCAGCUGUUGAACGUCGUCUUGGACAGAUAAGGGAAUAUAUAAGAGUCACGUCAUCCCUUGUUGAUACUAUGAGGAAUUCGGAGGAUGAGGCAUUUAUUAACCACACAAAAGAAGAAUACGAUGAACUGAUAAAAAUGGUAAUGCAGUUGAAAGAGAGUGAAACAAAACUCGAGUCUAUGUUAGUUCUAAUGCAAACCAACAAUGCUGAAUCUCAAAUUGAAAAUAUGCCACAACCAAUAUGCCAUGACCAAGGAAACAUUACUGGUGAAUCAGAAAGUAAUAAUGAUGUUACUUCUGAUAAAGCAACAACUCAGGAUAAAUCUUGCAAUAUUAAGACCAGUAAUGGUAAGAGUUCUACGAGCGUAAAUCUAAAAAAGGUAACAAACAUUGAAAAUGAACAUUUGAACAAAACUAUAACAAAUAGUAGAGCUAGUGAUGAAAAUCAAACGCACAAUGAAACAGUCCCAGAAGGUGAAGACAAUGUAGAUGGAAGUGAGGGUGAUAGAGUCGAAAUUAAAGAAAUAGAAUCAGUAACUUGUGCUGAACCAGAGAUAAAGAAAGAUGAUAAGGAACUUAAUGACAUGUUGCGAAAAAAUAUCAUGGCGUGUGUGGAAAAAAUUGCUAUAAUUGAAGAAAUGAGAAAUAAAACUAAAGAUUCUAGCUGCAACAAUGAUCAGCAAGACGUAGUUGUUAGGCCUGUGUCGGACCAAAGCAACGACUCCGCAUACAGUGACAAUGAACUCUGGCAAAAUGAGAUUAAAAACAAAAUGGAAUUGUCACAAGUUCGUCUCACUGCAUUAAAACAACAACAAAAACGACUGCUCAAGUACCAAGCAGAAGCUAAACAACAACUAGAAGAAUUAAACAAAGAGAGGGAAUCACAAGAAAUACAUCAUCCAUCUACUUCACAUGAACACUUUAAUGGAAUGCAGAAUAUGACUCUGAGCGGGAAUUACCACCAGCCGAACCGUUUGUAUGGUGCAAACCAGAUCGGUGUGGCGACAACACUGCCACAAUCCGGUGACACACUGCCGGGGCAACAGCUCGCCAACAACGAGCACGCUCGCUCCACUCACUCCGUGCACAGCCAGGACGAGCGGUUCUCUCUGCGGGACGGCAACAUAGCCAGCAGCGAGGAGGCGGCGGGCGGUGGCCGCGACAGCGAGGUGGAAGACGACGAGGGACUGGUGAACGAGCGCAGUCGCAUGCUGCAGAUGAAGCUGCGCGAGUUGCAGCUCAAGAAGCAGCAUAUGGAGACAUUGGUUUCAGAGUUCCAAAAACUUCAAAUGGCGACACGUCUAGGAAGCUCGCAUAACACUUACUCGAGCUCUGGAGAAGACAGUGGUGACGACGAAUCGUCACGCAAAUGUAAUAAAUCGGGCGUUAAUCUCAAGAACGAGGACCCGUUUAAAUUAAUGGAAAUAAAAGCCAUAAAGACAGCCUUACAAAAAACUAAAGAUCUCAUGCGGUCAGUAGAAACAUUCGAAGCGGACCAUCUAUCUGAAGUUCAUGAAGAAUCUUUCCACUUGCCUGGCCAUUCCAACUUACAUGACAAUAAAUCGGAAGGCGGCGGCAGUUUGGGGGGAUGGUCAAACGAGGGCAGCGUGUGUCGCGUACGGAAUACGCUGCCGCAGCGGCACAAGUUCACCAACGAGCAGCACUCGCAGCAGCAAGUGCAGAACCAGCAGCACAUACAGGCGCAGCAGCAAUUACAAGUGCAGCAGCAGUUACAAGCGCAGCAGCAGUUACAAGUGCAGCAGCAAUUACAGGCGCAACAGCAAUUGCAGGCGCAACAGCAGUUGCAGGCGCAGCAGCAGUUGCAGAAUCAGCAGCUGUUACAGGCGCAACAGCAUCAGCAACAUCAGCAGCGUCAACAACAUAUGCAAUCGCAGCACCAACAACACCAGCAACAGAGUCACGAGGCUAACAUCAACACUCUACAGCAGUUAGCGCAAGAGCUUCGCAUGGAAACUGAGAAGAUUAUGGGCGAAAGAGCGCGGAUAUCGGACUUAGUGACAAACAAGGCGGAGAGAAAACAGAAGAAAGUGAACGAAGAGGUGCGAGCGCGCGCGGCGGCGUGCCCCGGCCCGGCCGAGCGCCGCCAGAUGCAACUGCGCGCCUUGCUGGCUGACAAGCAACGCGAGCUGGAGGCGCUGCUGAACAAAGAGACAAUCGCCGCUCCGUCUGAAGUUCAGAACAUUAAAACGAGUUCGCGCGCCGCAUCCGUCGUCAAUCAAUCCUAUAACAGCGAACAAGAAGAACCUGUGUCUCGAUCUGAACACGUGCCAAUGGAUUCGCAGACUUCGAGAGACACUGAAAACUUUAGAGGAGGAGGCGAGAGCGUGCUGGGGACUCGAUCCAUCAACACGGUUCCCUCGCAUCUCGGCAGUGCUUACGGCAGCGACACUGAUAGUGCUUCCAGAAACAAGUCCAACCAAAGAAACCGUCCUAGAAGGCGCCCAACACAGGAUCGACAAUCCGAAGAAAAUAAUGCUACCGUCACAAACAACAACGUGAACGCUCGACACGAUUCGCGCCUCGACUCCUCCAACGUCAACCUAGCUCCGCCCGUUGCACCUAAUAAUGACGCUGCUGGAAAUAUGCCAUACUCACAUCUACCACCAACAUGUUGGAAUACUAACAAAUCUAAUCAGGACAUGCGAACGAACCAGUUCACGCAAAACAGUCACUCGCAGACCAUGGACCGUUUGUUGGGCACGCCGCAGAUGUCGUUUCCGCCCACUCUGCCCUACAACAUGAUGAUGCCCUUUGGGAUGGUGGGCGGCUGCGGCUGCGGCUGCGGGCUGUGGGGCGCGUGGUGCUGGCAACAGCUCGUGCUGCAACAGCGCGAACUGCACGCGCUGCGCGAACAGCUCAAUCAUCUGGAAGAGCGUUGGCGAGCUGAAACCGCUUCUCACACCCUGAACAACCAGGUGCCGCCCGGCAACCGAGCCAACAACUACUGGGACAACUUCAGGAGCUACUCGCGGCAGAACCUGCUGUCGGGCGCCAGCAAGAGCAACGCGGAGGGCCCGCCGGCCGCGCAGCCGCUGGCCGAGCGCUCGCACAACAGCCUGCACCACACCUCCACCUCGUCCUCGCCCUCGCUCACGCCCAAGCGCAACACGGCGCCCGAGCCGGCCGCGCGCCGCCCGCGCCGCAACCUGCCGCCGCCCGCCGCGCCCGACGUGCUCAACGUCAACCAGAACCCCGAGCCCGCCGCCGGCCCGCAGCGCAACCUCGACUGCGCCGACCCCAUCCCCGAGAUCGUGCGCGCGCACUCCAACAACCUGGACGCGCCCGCCGCCGCCGCCAAGCUGCCGGCCAAGAACGCGCCGGGCCGCAACCGCUCGCUCGACUUCUCCCCGACCAGCAACGUCGACAUCGCGAGCGCGGCCGACGCGCCCAACCCCAACCUGGCGACGGCCGCGCGCGAGGGGCACGACAAGGCGACGUCCAAGCUGUUCGACCUGCUGCGCGAGAACGUGUACUCCGAGGUGACCGCGCUCAUCGACGUCAACGAGUCGCACCCCGACUUCCUGAUCCAGCUGUUCCGCGAGCUGCAGCUGAUCAGCUCCGAGCCGCUGCGCCAGCGCGUGCUGCAGUCCGUGCGCGGCGUGCUCGCGCAGUUCGCGGACGAGGCGGUGUCCAGCUCGUGCGCCGACUGCGCCGCGCCGGUGCAGGUGGACGACAAGAUCGUGCGCUUCCUCUUGACGAGGAGCGAGCGAGUGUUCGACUCGGAACUGCUGGAGUCGUUGGCCUCGCUCAUCCUGGGCGGGCUCGCGGACGGUCGCCGCUCGCGGAGACUGCUCCAGUCGCUCGCCAAGUACGAGGGCACGAGAGUGUGCGACGUCUCGAGCGACAUCGUCGAGAACUUGCCGCAGUUGAGCUCCGGGAGUACGGAGGACGAGGAGUCCGCGCAUUUGACGAGCGAAAUAUCCGAGUCGUCGAUCCUGCAGGACGUGGCGGGCUCGCUGAACCUGUUCAGUUCGAGCGAGCCGCGCCUGCACCAGAUGAGCGCGUGCCCCUACGACGCGUGGCCCGGCCACGUGCACGUGGGCGUGGAGGGCGCGGACGACGGCAGCCCGCGCUCGAGCCGCGAGGGCAAGGUCGACCUCGUGGACUGCUCGGAGAUGCAGAACGGAGACCUGGCGGAGGCCGACCAGACGUGCCGCUCCGAGCACGAGGCCGCCGACGGCCUCGACGAGGCCGCGGGCAACGCCGAAGCUCUGCCCGACGUCGUCGACACUGAAGAAGUCACGCCGACAGAGGCUGAAGCAGAGUGGCUUGGGCUUGACCGUGUGCCAACAAGGCUGCACAUGGAAGAAUCAUCUGAAAAACAAAAAGGUGAAAUUUAAUAUUUAAUUAAAGUGGAGCAAACACCCAAACAUCAAACUUUUUUUGUUUGUUCUAUUGUUUGAGUGACCCUGAAAAAAAAAUAAUUAGAUCUUCUUUUACUGCAUCUGUAACAGAGAAACAGAACAAAUCGAAAUUAAUUUUCUUUUCCUUUUUUCCAGAUUAAGAAUAAGAAGAAGUGACAAAUCAUGACAUUCUCCAAUUCAUCAUUUAGUUCAUAUUUUAAAUACUAUAUUUGUGUAUUUUUAUUAUUAAUUAUUCUGUUUAUAUUUCAGUUAUGUAAUAUUUAUUUAGAAUAAAUAAAUAUAUAAACGACUA
Molecule: messenger RNA, 5679 nt
Organism: Bicyclus anynana (squinting bush brown)
Lineage: Eukaryota; Metazoa; Arthropoda; Insecta; Lepidoptera; Nymphalidae
Product: probable WRKY transcription factor protein 1
Exons: 28
Coding region: 240-5363 (1707 amino acids)
Biological process (GO): microtubule anchoring at centrosome; centrosome cycle; protein localization to centrosome
Cellular component (GO): ciliary basal body; centrosome; centriolar satellite
Source: RefSeq, a predicted model, not a curated record